Physeter macrocephalus (sperm whale) is the source of this 2246-nucleotide messenger RNA. It is a transcript of the gene CHI3L1, whose product is annotated as chitinase 3 like 1. Gene Ontology annotation, biological process: carbohydrate metabolic process; chitin catabolic process. The record is from RefSeq and is a predicted model, not a curated record. Gene Ontology annotation, cellular component: extracellular region. Lineage: Eukaryota; Metazoa; Chordata; Mammalia; Artiodactyla; Physeteridae. Gene Ontology annotation, molecular function: chitin binding.
AUGAAGCUGGGAGUCUGCCCAUCAACCCCGCCCCCCAAAACCCCAUUAGUGCUCAGCUCAGGGCUCAGCCAGAGGGCCCCUGGCUCAAUCUUGGCCUUCUCCUCAGGUGCUGCAUACAAGCUGAUCUGCUACUACACCAGCUGGUCCCAGUACCGGGAGGGUGAUGGGAGCUGCUUCCCAGACGCCAUCGACCCCUUCCUCUGUACCCACAUCAUCCACAGCUUUGCCAGCAUAAGCAACAAUGAGAUCGACACCUGCGAAUGGAAUGAUGUGACGCUCUAUGACACACUGAACACACUCAAGAACGGGAAUCCCAACCUGAAGACCCUUCUAUCUGUUGGAGGAUGGAACUUUGGUUCUCAAACCCUCUACUGGCGUGAUUUCGGUUCUAGAUUUUCCAAAAUAGCCUCCAACACCUGGAGUCUCAGAACUUUCAUCAAGUCAGUGCCACCAUUUCUGCGGACCCAUGGCUCUGAUGGACUGGACCUAGCCUGGCUCUACCCUGGGCGGAGAGACAAGCAGCAUCUCACCACUCUGGUCAAGGAAAUGAAGGCUGAGUUUGCAAGAGAAGCCCAGGCAGGAGCAGAGCAACUCCUGCUCAGCGCAGCAGUGUCUGCUGGGAAGAUUGCCAUUGACAGAGGCUAUGACAUCGCCCAGAUAUCCCGACACCUGGACUUCAUCAGCCUUUUGACCUACGACUUUCAUGGAGCGUGGCGCCAGACCGUAGCACAUCACAGCCCCCUAUUCCGAGGCCAGGAAGAUACAAGUUCUGACAGAUUCAGCAAUGCUGACUACGCUGUGAGCUAUGUGUUGAGGCUGGGGGCCCAGGCCAAUAAGCUGGUGAUGGGUAUCCCCACUUUUGGGAGGAGCUUCACCUUGGCCUCUUCCAAGACAGAUGUGGGAGCCCCGACCUCAGGGCCAGGAAUACCAGGCCGGUUCACCAAGGAGAAAGGGACCCUCGCCUACUAUGAGAUCUGCGACUUCCUCCGCGGAGCCACAGUCCAUAGACUCCUUGGUCAGCAGGUCCCCUAUGCCACUAAGGGCAACCAGUGGGUGGGGUAGGACGACCAGGAGAGCGUCAAAAACAAGGUGCGGUACCUGAGGAACAGGCAGCUGGCUGGCGCCACGGUGUGGGCCCUGGACUUGGAUGACUUUCAGGGCACCUUCUGUGGACAGAAUCUGCACUUCCACGUCACCAGUGCCAUCAAGGAUGCGCUUGCUGAGGCGUAGCCUUCGGUUCUUGGGCACACAGUGGGGCGGAGAUCACUUGGCUCUGACUGGCUAGGAGCCUGAUCACCUGCCCUGCUGGGUCCCCUGUUGAGCUUCAUUCUCCCUUCCUUGGGACCAUGCGGAGGGCCACAGCUCUGCCAUCUGAGCUCAGCUCCGGUGGGCAGGCAGGUAGGGGUGGGGAUGUGGGACCCACACAGUGUAAGACACGGGUCAGCACAUAACUGCUGAUUAAGGAGAAUGCUCAACGACUCCAAGCCCCACACAAGGAGAUUUCUUCAACUCCCUUACCCCAAGGCCUCCAUGCCUAAGGACACCAUUUUGGCAGGCUCUACCACCGCAGAGUGAAAUAUCUUACAAGAAGCAGCAACCACACUAAUUAUAUCCUCUGCAAAGCCCAACUUGAAACCUUUACUCAGGAACAUAAUCAUGACCCCAUUCCACUUCCCUUUCCUGAUUCUGCAGCUGCUCAGUAAAGCACUGGGGCUCACCUGUUAUUAACGCUGCUUCAGUCUAUCUUUGCUGUCCCACUGGAUCCACGGGGCUCACCUCCCCCAUCUCUUCUGGAUUCCUCUCUCUCAGGCUUGGUAGUCCUGAGCUGCAGAAAAUGAGACCACCCUGUCCUCUGCCGGGCCCCAAGAAGUCCCCAAAAGAGGCAAGCAUCACCAGACCCAUCAGUCAUGGACUUAACCCAAGAGGGCUGAUGGGUUUCCAGAUCUUAAAGUCAUUGUUAUCCAGACUUCUCGAUACAGUUCCUUGUUGAAAGAAGCCUUUUCUGUUUCCAGGGGCUAGCAGGCACUAGGAAGGAAACCCUUUAACACCAACCCUUCAUCUCCUCUCACCUCGGGGAGGUGUAGGAGCCAACACAGGGUCAGGUUAGAGAGAGCCCUGACCUUGGACUCUCAGGGCUAGAAGGAAACACCUAUGUUAUCUCAUAUACCCUCCCUCCGUCCCAGGCCUAGAGCCUCUACAGGGCUUGAGAACUAGCCUUUCAACCUCCCCCCACACUCUCAGUGACC